This is a messenger RNA of Entelurus aequoreus (snake pipefish), 2156 nucleotides long. RefSeq names its product zinc finger protein 773-like. Lineage: Eukaryota; Metazoa; Chordata; Actinopteri; Syngnathiformes; Syngnathidae. The record is from RefSeq and is a predicted model, not a curated record. Gene Ontology annotation, biological process: regulation of transcription by RNA polymerase II. The transcript is spliced from 4 exons. The coding region runs from base 108 to 1301 and encodes 397 amino acids. Gene Ontology annotation, molecular function: DNA-binding transcription factor activity; RNA polymerase II cis-regulatory region sequence-specific DNA binding.
ACUCGGUAAAGAAAAAAAUAACGAAGCUAAGACCAUUUCAAGCUCGUGUUUUUGCUUCAAUUACAACAUAUUUUCUUUAUCGCGUAUUCAUAUUGUUCGUACAGAAAAUGUGCCAAGUAGAAAUGCUGAGAGUGUUGGUGAAGCAGCGACUAACUGCUGCUGUGGAAGAAAUAUUUGUAGUGUUAGAAAGAACGAUAGCAGAAUACGAGGAGGAACUUUCUAGAACAAAAGAGGAGAACGAGCGACAACGUCAACUACUGGACGCUCUUUUCAACAAACAUCAACAAACAGUCCGUGAAGGAGAAGAUCUCCUCCCUGGACAGCAGGAGUGGAGCUCCAGGACGGAGCGCGUCAAAGAAGAAGAGGAGGAGGCUGAUAUCUCCAACUUGCCCGUGAUUGGCGUCAUCGUGAAGAGUGAAGAAGAUGAGGUCGGAGGUGAGAGUGAGGAGAAGAGAGAGGCGGAGCCUCCAAGCAGCAGCUCAACACAACACGUGACAACAGAAGUCUGUGAUGAGAUGGAGCAGGAGGAGGCAGAGCCCCCCCACAUUAAAGAAGAGGAUGAGGAAGCUGAUAUCUCCAAGUUUUCCGUGACUUGUGUCACUGUGAAGAGUGAAGAUGAUGAGGUCAAAGGUGAAAGUGAGGAAAAAGGGGAGGUGGCGGCUCCAAGUAGCAGCUCCACUCACGAGGACCACGGUGGAGGAUCACAAGCAGACUUAGCUCCGCUAUCAGAGAGUGACGACGUAACAUCACACUCCUCUGACACCGACUCCAUAGCUGACACUGAAGUCAAACCCUUCGCGUGCUUGCUUUGUGGAAAAGCCUUUACUCGAAAUGCAAGUUUGAUAUCGCACAAAAGAACGCACACAGGGGAAAAACCUUUCUCUUGCUCAGUGUGCGGUAAAACCUUUUCUGAAAAGAGCAGCCUGAGGAAACACACGAGAACACACACCGGAGAGAAACCGUUCUCCUGCGCGGUCUGCAAGAAGAGCUUUCGUUACUAUUCAACGUUGGUGACCCACAGGAGAGUGCACACCGGAGAGAAACCGUUUCCUUGCUCCGUCUGCCAAACAAGCUUCCGCUUUCAGACGUCUUUGAAUCAACACAUGCGGACGCACACAGGAGAGAAACCUUUUGCCUGCACAGUUUGCGAUAAAAGGUUCUCCCAAAAGUCGACUCUGACGGAACACAGGAGAUUGCACACCGGGGAGAAACCGUUUUCAUGUUCGGUGUGCGACACAAGUUUUAGGUAUCACGCGUCGUACAUUCAGCACAUGAAAAGACACGCGAGUGAGAGUUUGUGAGGAACUGGCCGCCCCUCCUUUUUGUUGGGUCCCGUGACGUGUGACUUGUCACUUCAUAUCAUCUUUUUACCGCAUACAUAGUCCUACACCAUUCCUGCACCGUCACUGAUUAGAAUACAGAAAAACUGAUCCCAUAAAAUGUGUAUUAAUUCCUUCAAAAGUCUGCAGAUUUCUUGCAGUUUGUGACAAAAUGUGUCAUCUUGCUGAGUAACCGAAAUAAAACUUUUAUUUGAAUUUCUCAGGGCGUUGAGUUGAUUGCAAAUCUCUAGUCUGAGAGGAUGGUGCUGGAUCCACAGUAUUUAUUCUCUAAGAUGUGUCUGGCUGCGGCUUUACAUCUGCUCACCGCACCGGUUUCUCCCCUGCUCCUGGUUGGCGACCACGAGGUGCAGCUGGUUCUGGUUGCCAAUCAAGAUAGUUCUUAAGUCAAACACUCUGCAUGUCUUCCUGCUCUGUUUCUCGCUUUGUCUGUGUUUUUAUUCUUUUUUCAUAUAUAUAUAUAAGUUUAUAUCGUUAGGAAUGUGUCACACUACCUACACACACCCCUUGUAAAAAUACAAAAUGUUUCAUUCCUAAUAGUAGCAGCAAAGUGACAGAAGAGAGGUAAAAAUAUAGUAAAAUGUAUGUGUGGCAGCAUCAGACAAAGUUAUGUUCACAUUUCACUUUUGCACCUCAUAGCACAUAACGGCGGUGCGUUCAAGGACCCUUUAGAGCAGACCUGGGCAAAUGAAGGCCCGGGGGCCACAUGCGGCCCGUUAAGCUUUUCAAUCUGGCCCGCCGGACAUUCCCAAAUAUUUUUUUUCGAUGUUUAAGAUGUAAAGUGUAGCUGCCAUUAUGAAGUGCACUCAUGUUUUCAAA